This is a messenger RNA of Anisakis simplex (herring worm), 201 nucleotides long. Lineage: Eukaryota; Metazoa; Nematoda; Chromadorea; Rhabditida; Anisakidae. The record is from the annotation of a GenBank genome assembly.
AUGGUUGAUGGCAAUCAAAUUAACACGGAUUUUACGUCAACAUACAGCAAAUUGUUUCUGGAGAAAAUGGCGUUACUGAAUCGGACAUUCUUGGAGGUUUUAGAGGAUCACGUGAGGGAAAUACCCGAUGCUGAUUUGGUAAUCUUUUGCUUUGGUGCUUUGGGAGGAACACAGAAAAUUAAGCAGCACAGAGAUGAUUAA